This is a messenger RNA of Temnothorax curvispinosus, 11460 nucleotides long. It is a transcript of the gene Ca-alpha1T, whose product is annotated as voltage-dependent T-type calcium channel subunit alpha-1G. Bases 960 to 8816 code for a protein of 2618 amino acids. Gene Ontology annotation, cellular component: neuron projection; voltage-gated sodium channel complex; voltage-gated calcium channel complex. NCBI's taxonomy places the organism in Eukaryota, Metazoa, Arthropoda, Insecta, Hymenoptera, Formicidae. Gene Ontology annotation, biological process: membrane depolarization during action potential; sodium ion transmembrane transport; calcium ion transmembrane transport. Gene Ontology annotation, molecular function: low voltage-gated calcium channel activity; voltage-gated sodium channel activity. The record is from RefSeq and is a predicted model, not a curated record. The transcript is spliced from 35 exons.
CGGGCACCGUCGUCGUCGUGAACACGGCCGCGAUCGCGCGGCGUUCAGCUGCUGGCUACCAUCACCACCGCACACGUUCGCGCUUGACGCUCGCCUCGCGGACAACAGCCUGCGCUGGUGCCCGCGUGUCCGCGCGACCGACGUCGCGGUCGAUAAGCACCUGACGAGAGAGGAGGAUACAGCCAGGUGGAGGAUACCCGGAAGAAGAAAACGAGGAAGAGGAAGAGGUGGUGGUGGUGGUGGUGCAGUGAAUCAGUUCUCGGUCACGCGCUUCACGUGCUCUUCUUCCGAGACUUAAGAUCGUGCCGUCGAAAGGUCUUCUCUUUCUCGAGAAGGAUUUCGCGUGUUCCCCUGCACUGAUUGACCUCGUGGCGAGGAUCGCAGUGCGACCACAUCCUCCGGGGACAUCGCGAUAUCGGGGCAAGGUUACUGUGCGCUCGUCACGUCCCCAGGUGAGAAACGCAGGUGAGAAGAAUCACCGGGCAGGCGCAUCGAGAGGUGCAACUCUGCACCUGAAUUCGCUAUCUCCCCGGCUCCGGAGUAAGAUGCGAUCGGCGGGCACUCGCUUCGUACGUCGAUCGCGACAGUGUGGAACAGCCCGCAUCGAGCAUCGGGAUUAAAACGUCGGGUGUAUCGAAAAAGGAAAUCACUUGUCGUCGUAUUCGCGACGGAAGAGUUGGUGCAACGUAUCGAGAGCACGGAACAUCCCCGAUGACGCCAGCGAGAACGAACGAUCGUUGGCGCGAUUAGUCAAAAGCGAGUCGCGCGCGUGCGGGAAGGCAGACCGGACGUGCAGCAAGAUCGGGCGAUGAGAAUCUCCCCCCGAACGGUCGAGGAGUCCCGGAACCGUCGCCUCACGCAGCCCCGGACGCCAAGGAGGCCGGGACGUCGUUAAAGGCCUCCGUAGUCGCCGGAGAAACGCCGCGCUCGCGAGAAAGAGGCACUCGACGCACUCGAGGAUGUCGCUGCACUAUCCUCAGGGAUACCGGUACCGAUCCACGUCGAGGGCGGUCAGUGGGACCGGGGUCGGCGAGCAGGGCUCCGACAGCGACGUGGCGGAGCUCAGCGACCUCGAGGACGACGAGGACGAGGACGGGGCUCGCGAAUCUGUCAACAAGCGAGCGAUCGGGGAAGAAGACGAGGACGAGGAUGACGAUGGGGAGAACGAUAUGGACGACGAAGACGAUGACGACGACGACGACGACGAGGAUGACGACGACGAGGACGAGGAAGAGGAAGGCGAGGGUCUACCCUAUCCAGGCUUCAUUCCGAUCGUUCUCAGAUAUCUCGACCAGACCACACGACCGCGCAACUGGUGUCUUGCGCUGAUUACUAAUCCGUGGUUCGAAAGGGUGAGCAUGAUGGUGAUCCUCCUGAACUGCAUCACGCUCGGGAUGUACCAGCCGUGCGUGGACGACCAGUGUGUAACGAAUCGAUGUAAGAUACUGCAGAUGUUCGAUGAUAUCAUUUUUGCCUUCUUCUCCUUGGAAAUGACCAUAAAGAUGGUGGCGAUGGGGAUUUACGGUAAAGGAACUUAUCUCGCGGAUUCCUGGAAUAGAUUAGAUUUCUUUAUAGUGGUGGCUGGCGCUUUCGAAUACUGCCUAAACGUGGAAAAUAUGAAUCUGUCAGCCAUCCGAACGAUAAGAGUAUUAAGGCCAUUACGAGCGAUCAAUCGAAUACCAAGUAUGCGGAUACUGGUGAUGUUGCUGCUCGACACCCUUCCCAUGCUGGGCAACGUCUUGUUAUUGUGCUUCUUCGUUUUCUUCAUAUUCGGCAUUGUCGGCGUGCAGCUGUGGGAAGGCAUACUGCGUCAACGCUGCUUCCUCAAGGCUCUGCCCAAUGUCAAGUAUCCCGAGUUACUCUCGGACGAGUACUCGGUUCGAUCACGCAUUUACGAUCUGGAGAAGUAUUUCGAGUAUGGGGGUCAGGAUUACAUUUGUUCGCGUCCCGACGACAGUGGGAUGCACCUUUGCAGUAAUCUGCCGCCUCUCAAACUCGGGAACGUGGUGUGCAACAGUACCGCUGUGCCAAACAGUAACGUCACGUUCAUCAACAAUGAUACCUGCGUUAAUUGGAACUACUACUACACCGAGUGUAAGGGCCAGGGCAACAAUCCAUUCCAAGGAACAAUUUCGUUCGAUAACAUCGGUCUCGCCUGGGUCGCCAUAUUUCUUGUAAUCAGUCUGGAAGGUUGGACGGACAUAAUGUAUUACGUGCAAGACGCCCACUCAUUCUGGGACUGGAUAUACUUCGUUCUCCUGAUAGUCAUCGGCUCCUUCUUCAUGAUCAACCUCUGCUUGGUCGUAAUCGCGACGCAAUUCUCAGAGACGAAGAAGCGGGAAAUGGAGAGAAUGCGGCUGGAGCGCGCGCGUUACCAUUCGACCUCGACGCUCGCCUCGUCCACGAAUACUUCGGAGCCUGCUACUUGUUACGCCGAAAUCGUCAAAUACAUCGGCCACCUCUGGCGACGGGGCAAACGAAGACUGAUGAAGAGAUAUCGCUUGUGGGUGUACAAGAGGCAGCAGAAGCGGGAGCAGAAUCUACUUAAGGAACCGCAGAGUCAAGUACCUCGUUCGAAUACUGCUGCUGUUGGACCGAAUCGCGUACCGGGCGAUAGAAGACUACAUCAUGGGAGGUGUCCGCGACUCCUCGCCGCGCUAGAAUAUGCGGAGCAACAGCAGCAGCAACAGGCUACCAGUGGCAACGGCGGAUCUGUCAUCGAUUUCGCCACGAUCACAUCCCCGACGCAAUCAGCGGUGGCAAUCGCCGCCCCCGUGACCGUCGGCAAUAGCGUUGGUGGUAGCGGAAACCUGGGCUCCGCGCCUCGAGCCAGCCCCGAGGUUUCCGAGGCCGAGGCUUCCGCGAACAUGUACCACAGAUUGAGCGUCCAUCGUGCCUCCUCCGUAUCCUAUAACGGAAGCGACAACGCCGUUGUGGGAAACGUGGCCGAGACGAACAGCACGUUGUUGAGUCCACCAUGUACGCAUUAUCGGAGAAGAAGCAGCGUAAUGUUUAGCGACGUGGUACUGCUCCAUGGCAGCAAUAAUGUCGGGAAUGCGUUGCAGCCGGGGUUGACGGUGACACCGGGCGAACGUAACGUCUGCUCGAGCGAGAAGAUGACACAGACGGGCGAUGGUAACGUUUGGUCCAGUUCGCUGCCGGACCACGCACAGAUGCAAGCUGAGCUGGGUGGCAACGAGGCUAUGACGUGUCAGGAAUUGUUGGCUCUCAGCGGUGCUCUCAGCGCUGCUCUGCCCACCGGCCAGCUAGCACUCGAUUCGUUUCUGAAUUCUCUCACGAAAGGUAUAACAGAUCGUCACAUCACGUUGGAAGAUCGCACGCAAUGGUUGACGUCUGACGUUGACAAUUGUUCCUGUUGUUGCGAGCUGCAGGGAGGUGAUCAGUGGCCGGACGACGGUGAGAAGUUGCAAAAGUCCUCGCGGCCUAGACGGUUUCUGAGACGUGCCGGUAGCUGUUGUAUCUGCACCUUACGCUGCAUGAGACGGUGGAUCAAGAAACUUGUCGAGCACAAAUACUUUCAGCAGGGUAUUCUACUAGCCAUCCUCAUCAACACUUUGAGCAUGGGAAUCGAGUAUCAUAAUCAGCCGGAACAAUUAACGGUGGCCGUUGAGAUAAGCAAUAUCGUAUUUUCGGCAAUCUUCGCAGUAGAAAUGUUGCUUAAGGUAAUAGCGGAAGGUCCGUUCGGUUAUAUCAGCAACGGCUUCAACGUUUUCGACGGCAUCGUCGUCAUCCUGAGCGUCGUCGAGCUCUGCCAGUCAGUCAUAGAGGGCCGCGGUGGUCUUGGCGGUGGUAGUUCCGGUCUGAGUGUCCUACGUACCUUCCGCCUUCUCAGGAUCCUGAAGCUGGUGCGAUUUCUGCCCAAUCUACGACGACAGCUCUUCGUGAUGCUGCGCACCAUGGAUAAUGUUGCCGUAUUCUUUUCUCUUUUAGUACUUUUCAUCUUUAUAUUCAGCAUCCUAGGGAUGUACCUGUUCGGGGGUAAGUUUUGCAUGUGGGCGGACCGGAGUCGGCCCUGCACCUGUGCCGAGGUGGUCUCGCGGCACCCAAUGUGCCGCUGUGAUCGCAAACAUUUCAACGACAUCGUCUGGGCACUAGUCACUGUUUUUCAGAUUCUCACGCAGGAAGAUUGGAAUGUCGUCCUUUUCAACGGCAUGCAGAAGACGUCCCAUUGGGCUGCACUUUAUUUCGUAGCGUUGAUGACCUUCGGCAAUUACGUCCUCUUUAAUCUUCUAGUUGCCAUUCUUGUUGAAGGUUUCUCGUCAGAGAGAAAUGAGAGGAGAGAACGAGAGCAGAGAGAAUUGGCGAAAAGACUCGCUGCAAAAGAGGCUGGAAUGGGCAGCGAGGACGGAUCGUCGAGAGUAUCCGGAUCACAUUCGAUCUCUGACAGCGAUACGUAUACUCAGGAUCAAAAGAACUCGUGGCAGAGUGCAGAAGAGCUUAGGAAGUACAAGGAUAACAGGGAGAAGCAGAACAGCGUAUGGAAGCAGCGGAUCGAUGAACCUAAGUGUAACAUCCAGAAAGAGAGCAAGAUGAUGGGUGUGGCAGGUCAGCCGCCGAUAAUCACUCAUACGGCAGCUACUCCACAAGACUCCCCGAACACCACACUGGACGUCGGUUACAGAGACCUCAAUUGUCGAGCAGUUUAUCCGGCUGCUGCCCUUUCAAUCGAGUCGAUCGAUCGAUCCGGUAGUCAGUGCAGUAUACCCUCGGGGUUGUUAAAACUGCCCGACGUAUCCAACAAAAUACCGACGAAUAACUUAAUAGCUGGUCAAUUCCCGAGACGCAUAAGCCUCGUUACGGCCGUUGUUAAUCCCUCGACGAGGGACUCGAGUUCUAGCCCGCCGAGGGUACAAAGAGGAUACUCGUGGCGCUUGUCACGGCCAUCUUUACGGAGGAAACGAUGGUCGCAAAGCGAUGACGAACACACUGGCCAUACGACUGUACUCAAUAAUGGGCGCAGUACUCUCGUUGGAUCCAAUCUAACAUUUAAUGGCGGUUAUUUACACGGUUCGAUAAGAAAUGAUACUCAACGUGACGCGCCCAAUAAUCGAACUACCGUCCUGACAAGCAAUAAUCGUAGUUUGAGUCCUAAUAAUUCGCUCGAAAGUCAUGGCCCCUGGUCGAUUCGUCGUUACACAGUUACGCCUAAUCAGAUGCGAUGGAUCGGCGAGCUUUCGCGGAGGAAUUCCCUGCGCGGAUACGAGAAUGUCCAUACGUCUACGAGGAAGACGCUGCCAUUGGACGAGAUGCUCGCACCAUCAACCCCACGCACGAUCAACAAUCUCUCGAUGGAAACCGGUCCACUGCCGAGAAUUAAGCGACUCCACGAACAAGAAGAGGAACGUCCGAGAACGGGUGGCGAGCAGACGCCGCCGUCGAACGGUCAUGGUAGCGCGAGCAGCAUUGAGAAAAUAAAAAAGAUAUUCAUGUUUUUUGAACCUAAGGGCUGCCUGCAGGAGCGCGAAAACUAUUCCUUGUAUUUAUUCCCACCAAAUAACAGAUUUCGCAUUUUGUGUCAAUGGCUUGUGGAUCAAAAAUGGUUCGAUAACGUGGUAUUGCUAUUUAUCGGAUUAAAUUGCAUUACUCUGGCAAUGGAACGACCGAAUAUACCACCGAACAGUCGCGAGAGAGUUUUUCUAGCCUCCGCGAAUUACAUUUUUACUGGCGUGUUCGCCAUCGAGAUGUUCAUUAAGGUUGUCGCUACGAGUAUGUUGUAUGGUCCAGACGCUUAUUUCACAUCAGGUUGGAAUAUUAUGGACGGAUCUCUCGUUAUCAUUUCUAUAAUUGAUUUAUUGAUGUCGUUACUCUCGGCUAGUAGCCCUAGAAUAUUCGGCAUAUUAAGGGUAUUCAGACUGCUGAGAUCGCUGAGACCUCUGCGAGUCAUCAAUCGUGCACCUGGUUUAAAACUGGUCGUUCAGACAUUGCUGUCUUCAUUACGACCCAUCGGCAACAUUGUUCUCAUCUGCUGCACAUUUUUCGUGAUUUUUGGUAUUCUCGGGGUGCAACUGUUCAAGGGUGCGUUCUAUUAUUGCGAAGGCCCCGAUAUCAAGGAUGUACGCAAUAAAACGGAUUGCCUGGCUGACAAGCGAAACGUAUGGCUAAACAGGAAGUACAAUUUCGAUGAUCUUGGCAAAGCCCUUAUGUCGUUAUUCGUUUUAUCGUCGCGAGACGGAUGGGUAAACAUCAUGUAUACCGGUCUAGACGCUGUUGGAGUCGAUCAGCAGCCUAUCGAAAAUUACUCUGAAUGGCGACUAUUGUAUUUCAUCGCGUUCAUAUUGCUGGUGGGUUUCUUCGUGCUGAACAUGUUCGUCGGCGUGGUGGUCGAAAAUUUUCAUAGGUGCCGUGAAGAACAGGAGAAAGAAGAGCGCGUGCGAAGGGCGGCUAAGCGUGCGUUGCAGAUGGAGAAAAAGAGACGAAAGAUGCACGAACCGCCGUAUUACACCAGUUACUCUAAAUCGCGACUGUUUGUUCACAACGUCGUGACGUCCAAGUACUUCGACUUGGCGAUCGCCGCCGUUAUCGGUCUCAACGUCGUCACGAUGGCGAUGGAGUUUUACAUGAUGCCGAAAGCGCUCACUUACGCAUUGAAAAUCUUUAAUUAUUUCUUCACCGCCGUCUUCAUUCUCGAAUCCAUCAUGAAACUUGUCGCCCUCGGCGUGCAGCUUUAUCUGAAGGAUAAGUGGAACCAAUUGGACGUGGGAAUAGUGAUACUAUCAGUGGUCGGCAUCGUGCUAGAAGAGGUCGAAUCUAAGAUUAUCCCCAUUAAUCCCACAAUAAUUCGCGUAAUGCGAGUGUUGCGAAUAGCUCGAGUGUUGAAACUUUUGAAAAUGGCGAAGGGCAUACGUGCCCUCUUGGACACGGUGAUGCAGGCAUUACCGCAGGUCGGCAAUCUGGGGCUGUUAUUUUUUUUACUCUUCUUUAUAUUUGCCGCGCUAGGAGUGGAACUCUUCGGUCGACUAGAAUGCAACGAUGAUAUGCCUUGCCAAGGUCUUGGCGAGCACGCGCAUUUUAGUAACUUUGGCAUGGCCUUUCUGACGCUUUUCCGUGUCGCCACUGGUGACAACUGGAAUGGAAUCAUGAAGGACACGCUGAGGGACGAUUGCGACGAUGCGGCGGACUGUGUAAAAAAUUGUUGCGUGAGCACUAUCAUCGCGCCGAUAUUUUUCGUGAUUUUCGUUCUGAUGGCGCAAUUUGUACUAGUGAACGUCGUUGUUGCUGUGCUGAUGAAACAUCUAGAGGAAAGUCACAAACAGAUGGAGGACGAGCUCGAUAUGGAAACGCAAUUGGAGAGAGAAUUAGCGGCGGAGCAGGAAGAACUUCUUGAGGAGGAAGACGAGGACGACUUAGCGAUGAAUGGUAGAAUAGACGGUGAUGAAGAUGACGAUGAUGAUGAUAAGGAACGCGAGUCAAUGGUGGUGAAUGAAAAAAUACAUGUCGCGAGACCAGGAUUGGCCAAAGUUCGGUCUUUACCUGCAAAUUUUAUUUACAAUCCACCGAGGGAGAGAAACAUCGAUGAUGCCUCGAUUUCCGUGUCCUUGGACGAGAAACGUCGCAGUUCAUAUUACCGCAGUUCGAGUUCAAGACCGUCCAAGUUUAAAUCGAAACGCCGGCAAACCUUCCAUUCGAGCCACCACCAACGAAGGUCACUGCUGCCAAUGCACUUUGAGGUCGCCGAAGUCUUUGAGAAACCUGUGAGCAAUCUGAGCGUGCCUCGAAUUAUUUCACAUCGCAGCUACGCCACAACUAGUCAAGACAGUCGCGUACUACGUCAAAAGUCGCCGGUGACCACCAGUGAACCGCGUGAAAAUAAGUCUCUGUUAACCGUGAGCAAGCCGCCGACCAGCCCCUCGCUGAUCCCUUCUCCCGGCUCUAGCAGCACCCUAAGCGUCCCGCCGAAAUUGACCAGCGAUCGUUACCUCAUGCCGACCGCCGAGAUCUACCCGUCCAAGGCGACAAUGCGCCGCCGGACAUCGAGCGACACGCAAUCACCGUCGCAAUCGGAUACAAGCGCAGGCCCCGGUACUAGCAGCUCGCGAACGCCCAGCAUCGCGAAUGGCUAUGCCGGCGGCAAGAUUCGACUGGAGGAACCAAAGAUAAAGACAGACGAAAGAAGACGUCCGACGACGACGGCCCCUCCAGAAGACCUCGAUGUGCAGUCCGUUAUCAACGAGAGGAGGCCGUCCAAGUUGAAGACGCACGACGCCACCGGUGCGUCCACCACCACCAGCAUCGCCAGCGAUCAGUACAGCGCGAUGAUGCGCGGCGAGGGUUACAGCCAUAUCUACGUCACCACCGAGGACAGAUCCGACGAGGUCCCGUCACCGUGCGGCAAUGCAAGCGAGAGCACUGGCACCGGCAGCCUAAGCGUCGCUGGCAGCCUCAGCGCCGUUGCCAGCCUCAGCGUCGCCGUCAGUGCCGGUGCGGCUGGCAGCAUCAGCAACGGUAGUGUCAAUGAUAGCGGCAACGGCAACGGUAACGGCAACGGCAGCGGCAGCCGGAGCGGCAACGGCAACGGCAGCGGCAGCGGUAGCGGUAGCGGUAACGGCGGCGGGGUGCACAUCGGCGAGGGCGGCGCUAUCGGAUCUGACGUGAGAAUAUACGUGGACGACACGGAUUCGGCGAGCAGCAGUAACGAGCAACGGCGCGGCGGCAGAUUGCGCGACGACGAAACCCUGGACGUCUCGAACUCCUCCACUACGACGAUGCGAAACGGUAGAGGCAGCGGCGGCACGGACGAGAGCAAGGAGACACCCGAGAGACCGUCCUCCACCGGUGGAUCGUUAGAUCCCUCUUAAUCCAGGGCGAACGAGCCGAUGUAGUCUGUAAACAUGGGAUAUUACAUGUUAUACACAUGGUACACAUUGCACGGCGGAAACACACCAUGACGGAAGAUCACGGGGAAGAGGUUUAAGAAAGGGCUCUAAGAAAGACUGUAGUGCAUGACAAUAUAGUCGUUAUAUUCUAGUCACUUCGCCGCCGUGAACUUGCCAAAAUGAACAAGUCGAGCAUUUAGAGGGAGGUUGAACUAUUUGGGAACAGGAGCGCGAGGGAGAGAGUACGAAAAGAGUAUCUCGUGCAUCGCGUAAACGAGAUACGAUCGCGAAUGGCAUGAUGUAAUGUAAUUAGAAGAAUCUACCGAUGUAUAGCGCAAAAAAAUCGGCUACGCAAAACGCGCGACGUGCGCGCAUCGCGUAACUUGAAAACCUAUGACAAUCUCUUAUUGCCAACGGAACUGAUCUCAUUGUUCCGUUUCCGAAGCGUCGAUGGAAAUCGAUUCGUAGGAAUUGGUAGGAAGAACGACGUAGAUCGCGUCGAUAAAAAUUAGAAAAAAAAGAGAGAGAAUUUCAGUAGUUUAUAGCUAGAUUUUAUGUCGAGUCUACGCGACAAAACUGCAAUUAAUUGGACCACACCUUCUCGCCUUUCCUUAUUCUCUAACUCUUGAAAAAUUGCGCGCGGUUCGCCGAUUGGAAAUCAAAGAUGUCUACAAUCGAUCGAUGUGGAUUGCAUUCUAGUCACUGGAUGGACUAACGGGAAUGAUAAUUAAAUUGGACUGAUGUAAAUUUUUUGCGAUUACAUAUACAUGUGCCUGAUUUUUUAACUAAAAUAAUCAGAUUUAUAUAAAUUCAAAUUUAUCUAGUUUAGAACGGAUAUGAUAAUUGUUAUUCUUACAAUUAAGUCAGAAUAAUAUAGAGACUUUGAUUUUCACGAAUAAUUUCUUUUAACCGGAAUUAAAGAUUCGAUCGAUCAAUUGUGGCGAUUGUUGGACAAUCGGCGUUCGAGAAUCGUGAUUUAUCUUCGUUUCGUUCACUUCACUCUUUUCACACACUAGAGCGUUCUUCUCGUUGACAUCUGUGAUAUACUUUAAUCGUAGCGUAUUUCCUAACGGUAACAGCAAAUAUCAGAACGAAAUCGUAACAUCCAGCAGCAGCAGCAGCAGCAACAACAACAACAACAAGAACAGCGGCAGCAAGGAACAGCAACAAUUUAGGGAUGUAGCUGACUUUUUAAUAAAACGAAAACCAAUGUUUCGGUGGCUUUCGUGGGGCGUAAAAAUAGAGAGACAAAACAAAGAUAAAUAGGAACUCUAUACUGUACAUACAUACAUCUACGAAUAUUCUAUACUCUACACUUGGUGUGGUUUAUUUUGAUACUACCGCGUGCGGUAAUAUAUUUAACGAUUGUCGAAGUAAGUCUAACAAAAAAAAAAGAAAUAAGAAUAAACAACUCUAUGCCUUUUACGAGCGUUGACGAACCUUCGUGCGGUGGUGGUGCCCGCGUUUUUUUUUUUUUUUUAGCGAAAGGGCGACCGACGACUCCAACUACCCUUUGUCGGGUCGAAGGUGUAGUCGCUAAAAUCAUGUUGAGACGCGCCGGGCGCGUCACAUCGCUUGAACAAAAAAUUAGUAAUCGUCGACCAAUCGAUCGCUCGGUUAAUAUUGCGUUUCAUUUAAUAAGUCUAACAUAAUCUCGAAUCGAGCGGCGUUUUUACGUUGAGUUUAAGUGGAAUUCCUGGUCCAAUGCUGAGCGGAACAAUUAUUGAAUCUUCGGUGAAAAUAUUAUUCUGGUGAACACAUAGUGGUUCCAAGGAGUUGCACUUAACAUCAGAAUGGCUGAGAAUUUGCUAGAAGAAUAGUUUCUUAUAUAACGUGAAUAUAACUUGAGAAAAAUUAUCAUAUAGAGUAUAAGUUUAAAAAUAUAUUGUAACUUCGUUGUGUCUCGUUUCUUGAAUAUUUUCGAUGGUAUUUUAUCGUGAACUACAUUUCCUACAUUUCACUUAAUUAUUUCUAAAGAGACCGACUUUCACAGAUCGGGAUAUUCCAAAUAGUGUUUAAAUAAAAUGUAUGAUUUACACAGCUUAAAAUUUCGUGUUGUUACGCAAUGUUACGCAAUGUUACGCAAAAGAGAAAGUAAGACUUGAAACUUUUACAAAAUUGCAAACUUUAUAAAAUUUAAAAAGAAUAUGUAAUGAUAAUUGUCUUUGCCGUUCUGGUGGUAAUAAAUCUCAACUGGAAAACGGAGUAGCGCAAAACAUACGUAGCAAGCAUAGAAAGAAGCAACGAGCGAUUCCGCAUUGCUGUCAGAUCAUGUUAAGUUAAAUCCGGACCAAGCAAAUGAACACGAACGAACGCGAAUGAACAAUGGUAGGCACCGUUUGCACUUAUUGAAGCAACUUGUUCAUUCGUGUUUGUUUGCUUGGUCUAUAGAUCCGGCUUUAGACAUUUUAAGGAAAGUAGAUAAUCUCGUAUCCAUGUGCUUACGUACUUGCGUUUCUUCGGCACCACGACCGGCUCUCGAUAGCUCGAUAGCGUUAGACGACUGACCUCCGAAUUAUAGUUAACUCUAGACACGCGCCGAUUACGAUCGUGCGCGAGUUUGCCGAUCAGCUGCACACGUAUCGAUAGUCCGGCAAUUGCGUACUAUAUUAAAAAAAAAAAAAAA